Molecule: messenger RNA, 3790 nt
Organism: Parasteatoda tepidariorum (common house spider)
Lineage: Eukaryota; Metazoa; Arthropoda; Arachnida; Araneae; Theridiidae
Product: lutropin-choriogonadotropic hormone receptor
Biological process (GO): activation of adenylate cyclase activity; adenylate cyclase-activating G protein-coupled receptor signaling pathway; hormone-mediated signaling pathway
Cellular component (GO): plasma membrane
Molecular function (GO): protein-hormone receptor activity; G protein-coupled peptide receptor activity; protein binding
Source: RefSeq, a predicted model, not a curated record
CAUUUUCUUAUUGGCAGGCGUAUAGCUCACUCUGGUUUGGAAGAGUUGCCGAACAUGAACCAUCUGAAAACUGAUCCAUCCAUUAUAUCCAUUAUUGAUUUCGACAGUAACAGGAUACGAAACAUAACGUCCCAUUCAGUCAAAGUAAAAGCAGAUAACUUAGUCUUGGAUCAUAACUCUAUAGAAGUAAUAGAAGACUGGUCUUUCCACGAUUCCCAAAUAGCAAAACUGAGCUUGAAAGGUAACAAAGAGCUUCGCCUAAUAAGUAAUGAGGCGUUUACCGGAAUUAAAAAUUUAAGAACUCUGGAUGUGUCGGAAACAAGCAUACGGAAAUUCCCCAGCCAAGGACUGGACACAUUAGAAAUUUUAAACAUGAGAGACACAAUCCAUCUAUGGACACUUCCUUCUGUGUUGCACUUUCCAGAAAUCAAGGAAGCCCGUUUGACCUAUCCGUACCAUUGCUGCGCUUUUAAGUUUCCCAUUGAACAUGACCCUGAAGAAUACCAACGUCUGCAGUCUCUUCGAAAAGACGUCGACAAAACGUACUGUUCGUCUACCAUACCUGAUGAGAUACCGUUGCACGCCACAAUGCCCGCUAUUCGCAAAAGUCGACAUUUACGCAUAUCAUCUGGAGAUGGUUCAGAGGAAACUUCAAGUGAUAAUGAUAUUGUUUAUGGUCAAAUCGUAUACACUCCAUCUCCACAUUCCAAUGAAACUAAUGACUGGGAAGAACUAGAAGAAUUGUUUAAUCAAGAAGGAAACUUUUAUCCAAUUGUUGGAGACUAUUACACGCACAACCACCAAAUGAGUGAUCAUGAAGACUUAGGUAUAGAAGGUGUUUUCCAUCCUAAACCUGUGACAGUCAAACCUAAUGUGAGAGCAGUUUGUGGAAACUUUGCUCAUGAUUUUCGUGAAGUAAAGUGCUACCCGGAGCCGGAUGCUUUCAAUCCUUGUGAAGACGUGAUGGGACAGUGGUCCCUGAGAAUAGUUGUCUGGGUAGUGGUCUUCCUAGCUAUUUUGGGGAAUAUGGCAGUUCUGGUAGUCAUCCUAACGGCACGCUCAACAAUGACUGUGUCGAAGUUCCUCAUGUGCCAUUUAGCCUUUGCCGAUUUUUGCAUGGGAAUAUAUUUGCUUAUGAUUGCCAGUAUGGAUAUCAGGACUAUGGGAACUUAUUUCAAUUAUGCUAUAGAAUGGCAGCAGGGCCUGGGUUGCCAAAUCGCCGGUUUUCUAACUGUAUUUUCAAGUGAACUUUCAAUUUUUACACUCACUGUUAUUACAUUGGAGAGAUGGUAUGCAAUCACUUAUGCCAUCCAUCUUAACAGGCGACUACAACUGGGCACUGCGGCAAAAGUCAUGAGUCUGGGAUGGAUGUAUGCCUCUGCCAUGGCCACACUUCCAGUAAUUGGAAUAAGCAAUUAUUCAAAAACAUCUAUAUGUUUGCCCAUGGACACUUCCGAUACAGUGGAUUUGGCUUAUGUAAUAUUUCUGCUGAGUACUAAAGGUUUUGCCUUUUUUCUAAUCUGCAUAUGCUACGCUAAAAUGUACCUCUCAAUCAGAGUUUCAAGUAAAUGUGGAAAUAGAGACGAACCUGAUAUACACGCACACAGGACUGUACGCUCUGAUCUCUCAGUCGCCAAACGUAUGGCUAUGCUGGUAUUCACAGACUUCGCUUGCUGGGCUCCAAUAGCAUUCUUUGGUUUAACUGCAGUAGCUGGCUGGCCUCUGAUUAAUGUAACAAAAUCAAAAAUACUUUUAGUUUUCUUUUAUCCACUGAACUCUUGUUCCAAUCCAUUUCUGUACGCAAUUCUGACCAAACAAUAUCGCCGAGACGCCUUGGCAUUGUUCUCUCGGUGGAGGAUUUGUCGAAAAAACUCGUGCGUGCAUGGAAGAACACUUUCUACCAAUACACACCAACACCAAAGAAGAAUAUCGUCUGUUAAAGCUCUCUAUAGAACUUCAAUGGCCUCUGACAAAAAUUUCCGCCAACAAGCAGCAGGAACUCAUAGUAGCAGUAGCUCAAAACGUCGUUUGAGGGGAAUGGUGAAUAGCUUACCAAAUGCUGAGGAGUUCUAUGCACAUGAGCACAAAUCAUCCACUUUCUUUCCUGAGAAUUUUCCUAAGGAAGGCAUGGCAGCUGUUCACAAAGGCUCUCCACACCCAAUAAAAAGCAGCUUCACUAAGGUCAACAACCCGGAUCAACAACUUAUUUUAAGAAGAGUUUUAGACUUUCCCAAUUCAAACUCAGCAUCUCACUCUACACUUCAUCUAAACUCGGGAGACCACACCACUGAUACCACAACAGAUGGUGGCCAAGUAUCUUGCGACGAGGAUGGACAAGUCAGCACUAAGGAUACCGCGGUCUAAACAUCCAUUAUUUCAAGAAAUCAGACUAUUGCAUUUCUUGCAGAAAACAUUAAUGCAAAUAGACUUGGACAUUUUAACGAAUUUUACUAGAUUGAAUUUCUAUGAGUUAACUAAAACCCAUUUCUGAUCUAUCCAGCCUAUUACUCCUUCGAUUAAUAAGCUGUCAAAUAUUUUAAAACUUUUCAAAUACGUCAAUGAAAAGUAAGAGAUAUUAUAAGAACUCCUUGUACCUAUAUUUUCUUAACUCAUUUUUUUGGAGAUCUGUAAAGGAGAGAUCUUUCAGAAUUUUGACUAAAGCGUUUAAAUUUCUACGGAAACUCUAUUCCUCAUAAAAAUACGUUAAUCGUUUCUUGAUAGCGUCAAAUAGAUUUUAUUUCCAAUAAGAAUGCAUAGUCUAUCGAAAUUUUAAUGACAUAAACUAAUAAAUACAAAGUUUUUUUUUAAAAUAGCAAAACUAAAAAGUUAAAAAAAAAAUGUUUUUCAAAUGAAAAAAGAAAACUUUUUGAAAUCGAAGGAAUUUGCCUUUUUUCGAAAGCUUUACGCUAAUUUUUCAAUAAAACUGCUAUUGACACCUAAAGUUUCCUAUCAUAUUUUGAAGUGAUCUGCAUUUUUAGGAUUGCUUCAAGAUUUUUUGAUUCUUCAACAUUUUUAUGUUUUUUAAACUCAGCCUAGUAGUUAUCAAAAGUUUACAAAUUUCCCUGCACAUUUUUUGUUUUAGAAGUAGAGUUAUUUUCUCCUUUUUAGUCUACUUAAAAAAAAACAUUGUUUUUUAAGCGAAAAUUAUUUUAUAUAUUGCUUUCAACGGACAAAAACAUUUUUUUUUUGUAUAUUUUUCAAAUAAAGUUCAACCCACGAAGUGAAUAAAAAUCGUUUUUCCACCCUAUUAAUAUGCCACGAAUUGUUGAAAGAGUUAAUUUAUAUACCCUUUGGCUCCCAAAUGGUGUUCCACGGAACCCUUGAGUACCUUGAUGGAAUAAAAUUGGCUCCGCGAGGCCCUUCUUUUUACAGCCAGUGAUGAAUAUUGAAACCUCUGAUUUAGAACCUAUAAUUCAUAAUUUAUUUAAUCUUUUGGUUGCCUUUGUUCAUAAAGUGGCUGUUAUAAAUACCCCGGAUCUCUUCAUGCAUUUAGGCUAGUUUUUAAAAUUUUCAUUCCACCUCCUUACAAGCUUACUCAGAUUUAGCCUAGCAUUUUUAUUUCGACCUCUCAUACCUAUUAAUUUUUGACCCUGAUGUAUGUUAUUUUAUUUUUAUAAAAUAUAUACUACGACACAUUUUAUUAAAUGUCUUGUGUUACCAUAAAAUAUAUACUAAGGGCAAAUCUGUCAUUUUGUGUUGAACACAAUAAAGAUUAAGGAAUUACUUUAUGGAGCUCUUAGGGGUAGGUUGUUUAAGAGAAAGGAAUAAAAAUUGUACUCUUUGACGCAAA